AUGCUUCCCACCGUUCAGCUAGGUGCCAAUGGGCCUCGAGUGUCCGCACAAGGUCUUGGUCUCAUGGGCCUUUGCAUGUUCUACGGAUUUCCUCUGGCUAACGAAGAUCGACUGCAGUUUCUCGACACUGCACAUGCUCGAGGCGUCACUUUCUGGGAUGCCGUAGACGUUUACGCUGACAACGAGGACAUUCUCGCCACGUACGUACUCGAAGCAUUCCAAUGA
Aspergillus wentii DTO 134E9 is the source of this 225-nucleotide messenger RNA. RefSeq lists its product as uncharacterized. NCBI's taxonomy places the organism in Eukaryota, Fungi, Ascomycota, Eurotiomycetes, Eurotiales, Aspergillaceae. The transcript is spliced from 2 exons. The coding region runs from base 1 to 225 and encodes 74 amino acids. The record is from RefSeq and is a predicted model, not a curated record.